This is a messenger RNA of Ilyonectria robusta, 1686 nucleotides long. RefSeq lists its product as uncharacterized. NCBI's taxonomy places the organism in Eukaryota, Fungi, Ascomycota, Sordariomycetes, Hypocreales, Nectriaceae. The transcript has 5 exons. Bases 1 to 1686 code for a protein of 561 amino acids. The record is from RefSeq and is a predicted model, not a curated record.
AUGGCCGAGUCGGGCUCGAUGGCGGCCAAGCCUCCACAACCCCAUGCCAACCUCGAUGGCCUCGGCAUCUUUUGGAUCACGUUUGCCCUCUCGUGGACCUUUAUUGUCGCAGGCGGCAUGAUCUUCCUCUGGCGGCGUCGCGACAUGCCCAUGUUGAGGAUUCGAGGUCUACCACUAUCUUUCCUUGCUAUUACGUUGCUCCAUCUCUACUGGGGUGCAGUCCAGACCGGCUAUGUCUGGUUCCCUCUUGCUGCACCCGAGAUCGAGUUCUGGAUCAUGAGUGUCUACCUCCCAUGUGGUAUAGCUCUAUUCCAUGCCUCCAACAGCCGCUUUCUCUAUGUCGCCAAGACCCAGAAGGAACUCUUUGCUUCAGACACUGCCUCCAUUAUAAGCACGCCUGCCAAGACCAAGUCCUUUCUCCGCCGGUUUCAAUCUCUCAACUACACGCAAAAGAUUCUAAUCUUUGUGGGCGCGGGUAUGGCUUUUCAGCUCCUACUUACACUCUUUAUGUUCCUCAUUUCGCGAAAGUUCCAUUCCUCCUUCGGCAUCCCAGGUACUGAGGUUACAGGAACCGAAGACGCUCAGAAGUCUCAAAUGCGCAGAGGCUGGGAAUGGUGGCCAUCUGUCUUUUGGCAGUUCUUCUGGGCGUGGAUAGUCGCUCCCUACAUCCUAUGGGAGGCCCGUGGAAUCAAUGAUACACAAGGAUGGAGGACCCAAACUAUUGUUUGCUGCCUUUCAAGUCUUCAUGCUACCCCUAUGUGGCUUGUUGCUUUAUAUGUUCCUGCCAUGUCUGCGGUUAAUAAAUACUGGAUUCCUCCUCAAUGGAUUGCCCUCUCCAUUAUGUUGCUCGAGAGCUUCACUAUCUUCCUUCCCUGCUGGGAAGUCGCUAGAUACCAGACUCUACAUCAGGAGGCCCUCGAGUCAAUCGCUCAAUGGCAACUUAACAAGCGCGUCGGCAAGGCCUCAAGGUCGAUCACCACAAUAUCCACACGGGCAGCUGGCUCGUAUCUGACUGCACAGUCAAAGGAUGGCUCUACAAAUAGCGGCUCCACCACAAGCGACUCCGGUGCGAGUAUCCUCACCAUGGAAGCGCUUGAGUACGUCCUUGAUCGAAACCCUGGGCCUCUUCAGCGAUUCUCUGCCCUCCGGGAUUUCUCUGGAGAGAAUAUUGCCUUCUUGAGAGCCGUCUCUGAGUGGAAGUAUUCGCUUCCUCCAGAGGUUCACGACCCAAUCCAGAUCAAGGAUGCCAAGCUCCAGGAACUUGUCCGCGAACGAUUCAAUAGCGCUCUCCGAAUCUACAUUGACUUCAUCAGCUCUCGGGAUGCUAAAUUCCAAAUCAACAUUUCCUCCCAAGACCUCAAGAAGCUGGAAACUAUUUUUGAGUCGUGCGCCCGCAGUCUCUAUGGGGAGACGCGCGAGGUUGAUCUCGCUACGCCCUUUAACUCCUUUCCCAUGACUACCCCAGUCAGGUCGUCUGCUGCGUCAUCUCACGGUUCCGAGACUGGUAUCAUGGCCGAGUCGAUCAACGAGACGGAUGCAAUUGGAGACAAGGCCAUGUACUGGGGUGAUAUCCCCGACGGCUUCGAUGCCACCGUUUUCCAUGAGGCCGAAGCAAGCAUCAAAUACCUUGUCUUCACUAACACUUGGCCAAAGUUUGUUAAAUAUCGACAAAACCGCAAUUCUUGA